UCACAGUCGCUUACACAGGGCACACGCCGGUGUCGGAGCGGAGCGCAGGCUGUACGGAGCCGCCACCAGCCAGAGAGACGCAGGAGAGAGGAGCGGUGCCGCGGGAGGUGGCGUGACUUGACCGGUAUUUUUUGGGAGCAAGAGCGCAGCACUUCUUAUUUAUUGCUCUGUGACUUUUGCGCCGCAUUUAAAAACGCAGCUUCUGACACUCGGACUGGGGCUUCCAGGGCUUUGAGAGCUGUUACCGGAGACUUCAGCUUGCUGGGCGAACCAACCCUCGUGUGCGCAAAAUACGCGAGGACGCAGAGACGGGGACACAGGGACCGGGAGCCCCUCGCUCGGAACUUGUCGCUCCCUGAAGCCGCUGUCCAGACUCUCCGGAGCACAGAUAUCGCCCGAAGCCCCCCCCCAGCCGUGGAGCACACGCAGGAGUUUUGUUCACUAUUUUUUGGAUCAGGUCUUAGUGGUAUCGCUCCACUGAAUGGACAGACGUAAAGGCAAAGGGUUGCUCAAACAAAAAUCUCUAAAUAGCUUCAGUGACAUGUAGUUGCCACAAAGUUUUCUCCUCCAAUGGUUUAAUAAACGCCGUGGGAUUAUUCCUGAAAUUGUUCCGUUUUGACCGCUGCCAGCGAUUUCUGCUCCUGAAGAAGUGUGGGGUGUUUUUUUUGUUUUUUGUUUUGUUUUUUGGAGGAACAGCAGAUUUUAUAUCAUUCGCGUUGGAAACAUUAGAAACUUAAAGCUCUCCACGAGUUUCUGAAUCCUCCAAGAUGGAUUUCGUGCCAUCGUUGAUUGGAUUUUUAAUGGCAGUGUGUCACCUGGCGUUGAGAGUCAGGGGAGAAGAGGAGUGCGGAGGAGUCUACGAUGCCAGCGCGGCGGGUUACAUAACUUCCCCUGGGUAUCCUCUGGAGUACCCACCUCACCAGAACUGUCAUUGGAUCAUCACGGCGCCGGAGCCCUCGCAGCGCAUCGUCCUCAACUUCAACCCACACUUUGAGAUCGAGAGGCUGGACUGCAAGUAUGACUUCAUCGAGAUCCGCGAUGGGACUUCAGACACUGCUGACGUUCUGGGUCGACACUGCAGCAACAUCGCCCCAGCGCCAAUCAUCUCAUCUGGCCCCUCCCUCCAGAUCCGAUUCGUCUCUGACUACGCCCACCAGGGGGCAGGCUUCUCUCUGCGUUACGAGAUCUUCAAAACAGGGUCAGAAUUCUGCUUCCGCAAUUUCACCAGCCCCUCCGGCAUGAUCGAGUCCCCGGGUUUCCCAGAUAAAUACCCUCACAAUCUGGAGUGCUCCUAUAUGAUCAUUGCCCCGCCUCACAUGGACAUCACUCUCACUUUCCUGACGUUUGACCUCGAGAACGACCCCCUGUUGGUGGGAGAGGGCGACUGCAAGUACGACUGGCUGGAUGUUUGGGACGGUCUGCCACAAGUGGCUCCUCUGAUCGGCCGGUACUGUGGGACAAAGAUCCCUCCAGAGAUCCAGUCGUCCUCCGGCCUGCUGUCCCUCUCCUUCCACACCGACAUGGCCGUGGCCAAAGACGGCUUCUCCGCCCGCUACAACAUGACACACAAAGAAGUCGCAGACUCAGCGUUCCACUGUAGCACGGCACUCGGCAUGGAGUCAGGGAAGAUCAGUGACGACCAGAUCACCGCGUCUACGACCUUCUAUGACAACCGCUGGUUGCCACGCCAGGCCCGCCUCAACAAUGACGACAACGCCUGGACGCCAUCAGAGGACAGCAACAAGGAGUAUAUACAGGUUGACCUCCACUUCCUGAAGGUUUUGACGGGCAUUGCCACACAAGGGGCCAUUUCUAAGGAGACUCAGAAGUCCUACUACGUCACCACCUUCAAACUGGAGGUCAGCACCAAUGGAGAAGACUGGAUGGUGUACCGACAUGGAAAGAACCACAAAAUUUUCCACGCCAACACAGACCCAGCUGAGGUGGUUCUGAACAGGGUCCCGCAGCCAGUUUUGGCACGGUUUGUUCGCAUCCGACCACAGACUUGGAGGAACGGCAUCGCCCUGCGCUUUGAGCUCUACGGAUGCCAGAUUACAGAUGCUCCGUGUUCAGACCUGCAGGGCCUGCUGUCCGGCCUGCUACCUGAUGCACAGAUCUCAGCCUCGUCCAGCAGGGACAUGGUGUGGAAUCCUGGGACCGCCCGUCUGGUUGCUAGUCGCUCCGGCUGGUUCCCCGCCCCUGCACAGCCCCUGACUGGAGAGGAGUGGUUACAGGUGGACCUAGGUGUGCCGAAGACGGUGCGUGGUGUGAUCACCCAAGGAGCGAGGGGAGGAGACGCUGGAAGCGGGGCAACCACAGAUAACCGGGCAUUUGUUAGGAAGUACAAAGUGGCGCACAGCCUGAAUGGAAAAGAGUGGAAUUUCAUCAUGGACAAGAAGACCAGCCUGCCCAAGAUUUUCGAGGGGAACACACACUACGACACCCCAGAGCUGCGUCAUUUUGAGGAGACAGUGGCCCAGUACAUCAGGCUGUAUCCAGAGAGGUGGUCUCCAGCAGGGAUUGGGAUGAGAGUGGAGAUACUAGGCUGUGACCUUCCAGAAACCACCACAACAGCUGACCCAGUCACGCCAACUCUGCCAGCCGACAUUGAAACCACCACUGUCCCCAUUACGACUACAGUAGCUACGUCUGCUCCAUCAGAGAGUGUGUGCGACUUUGACCAUGGCCUGUGUGGUUGGACGCAUGACCCCAACGCCCCUCUCUUCUGGUCCCUGCACGAGCUCAACAGCUAUCUGUACAUGGACGCGAGCCUAAAGACAGAGCAGCAGCGAGCCCGGCUCGUGAGCCCUGUGGUGGCAGCCGAAACUGGGCCCCUCUGCCUCCUCUUCUCCUAUCAGCUGUCGGGAGAAGCCCAGGGCCACCUGAAGGUCCUGCUGCGGGACGCCCACAACGAGGAGACCCUCCUCUGGACAUUGAAGGAUGAUCAGGGCCGUGUCUGGAGGGAGGGUCGCACUAUCCUGCCUCGUUCCCCUAAGAACUUCCAGGUUGUGAUGGAGGGUUUCUUUGUGCACGGCACCAGAGGACACAUCUGGAUAGACAACAUCCACAUGAGCUCCAGCACCCCUCUGAAAGAGUGUACUCAACCCUUUGCAGCUUUUUCUCCUGAAAAUCCAGUUAAGAAACCCAAUGCAUUUGAAGAUGGACGACUUUUCAGUGGGAGAGACUUGCCAGGUGGAGUUUUACAGUCCACCGAGUGGAACACAGCAUCCCCGUCAUCAGAGCCUCCAGUGACCCGUGUCUCAGAGAAGGACAACUCGUGGCUGUACACCCUGGACCCCAUCCUGGUCACCAUCAUCGUCAUGAGCUCCCUGGGCGUCCUACUCGGGGCAGUCUGCGCCGGCCUUCUCCUGUACUGCACCUGCUCCUACAGCGGCCUGUCGUCACGUUCCUCCACCACCCUGGAGAACUACAACUUCGAACUGUACGACGGCCUGAAGCACAAGGUCAAACUGAACCAACAGCGCUGCUGCACCGAGGCAUGAGAGAGUAAACACAAAAAGAGACAGAACAAUAGCGAGAGAUACAGCCAUUUUGUGAAAACCUCUCACUAUUUUCUUCAUUUCCUCCAGUUCACUUUAGAGUCAGUUUACUUCUGCAAUGGUGCAGAUGCCUGAACACAUGGACAAUGAGAAAGCCACUUUUUAGCUCAAAUGAGAGCUCGUUUCCUGUUUGCAAAAACGUGGCACUGUCCAGUGUUUGGUAGUUUUUGUGGUGAAAGAACCGAUGAGAGAAAGACUGGGGUUACCCAUAUGGAUUGUUCCAUUGUGGGGAUGUUAGUCCUCAAAAAAUAAAUAUCUACACAUAUCAAUUACAGAUUCCUGCUCCACCAAAAGAGAACUGUUUAUAAAUGCAUCAUAGAUUUGUAAGAGGUCUAGUUUUGAAACUGGAUACUGUGAGCUGCACAUAGUAAGUCAGAAGACGUUGUGUUGGAAAGGUGGUAGGUUAUGAAUGUGCUUAGAGAGCGUCUUUUUUGAUCACAUGUGAACACAGUGGCCUAGAACUUAGCUCCUUUGUGUGGCCCGUUGAGUUUUUUGUUCCGUCGCAGACUCUGCUAUCUAUCAGCCUCAGUUAUCCUCUUAGUUCCUGACAGUCUGUGGUAUUUUUAGUCACUGACGUCCCUCCAAUUUGUCUUUCUGCUCGGUCACUCUCUUUCUGUUUAAUGUUUUUGUUCUGUGAUGGCAGAUAAGUAGAAAAAAACAGGCAAAAGAAAAUGUAUGUGUGUGUGUAGAGGUGGGGGGUGGAUUUUAACACAUUCUUUUAAUGACAGAGAGACAUUAUUGGUAGAUUUAGUUGUCGGAGACUGUUGUUGCUGGCUCCUGUAAAAGAGAGCGUCACGUUUACAUUGUGGUUAAUGAUGAAAGGUCAAGGAGCUUUGCUCGGUGCAACCUAUGGAUUGCUGGUAAGAGCAGAGACUGAAAACCACUGAAGGAAGAGAAACAAAGAGAGAGUGAGAGAGACCAUGACUGACAGAGCGCUAAAACCCCCAUGCCUCUCUCUCUCACAGGGGUAAAGUUCUCUCUGUGCUUUUGCGAGGACAAAAAAACAAAUGGGAUCAAAAACAAAUGCACAGCCAGAAACUGCUUUCUCAAUCGACUGACUGUGUGCCCAGACACACAACAAGCCUUAAAAGCAAGACUGUUUGCAGAAAUGUUGAAAAAGGAACGUUGAGGCAACACCAAGACAAGAGAGGAGCUAUCUAUCUCUCUCUCUUUUUACAUGAGGACCUCAAAAGCCAUGAUUUAAAGGACCUACCCCCACCCCCCCUUUCCCUACACACACAUCACACCUACCCUCAUCUCAACCUGCUGGCUAAUUGCAACCUGUUUUCUGAAGUUGAUUUUGUUAUUUGUUUUUUAAUGUCGGCUCUCGCACAGCAAGGCGGGCAUUCUUCGGGGCAGUUUUUCAACCAAUCAGAAAGAAUCUAGUCUUAUACACUCUGAAUGGACUCAUAAGCCAUGAGAAGACAAGGGUGAGAGACCCUCCCAUGCACAUGCACAUACACACAUUACUUCACUUGUAUAUACAGAUCUAUAUACAGAACAUGAAUACACACACUGACUCUCUCAGAAACUAAUGAAACUUUGGACACACACACUGAGUGGCACUCAGACCUAAAAAUGAAGGGAAUAAUGGCUGCUGCUGAGAGGUAUAUAUUUGAGACCAUGAAGUACAUAAAUGCCGUGGAUUCGCUACACACACACACACACACAUGCACUCAACAUUUCAGCCCACUCACGCUCACCAUGGACGCACACAUACGCCGUCCCUCUCCUCUGAGGCCCGCAUCUCUGGACCCCACUGACUCUCUUCAAAGUGCCUUGGAGGCUCGGGGAUCCAGCUUGCCUUUGGAGCCGGAAUCAGAUAUAGUAAUUUGACACUGACAAUGACAGUGAAACUGACAGCGCCCCCUUCUGCCUGGGAGGACCAAACAUGUAAAAGGACAGGAUCCCCCCCUUUCGCACUGCUCGGACUGCUGAUGUUGUUUUAAAAGGGGUCUUUGUACAGGAAAGCUCUUUUUAUGAUUGUUAUUAUAAUUAUUGUUAUGAUUAUUUAAUAAAG
Messenger RNA from Xiphias gladius (swordfish), 5580 nucleotides. RefSeq names its product neuropilin 2a (gene nrp2a). The coding region runs from base 768 to 3503 and encodes 911 amino acids. Gene Ontology annotation, molecular function: semaphorin receptor activity; vascular endothelial growth factor receptor activity. Lineage: Eukaryota; Metazoa; Chordata; Actinopteri; Istiophoriformes; Xiphiidae. Gene Ontology annotation, cellular component: membrane. Gene Ontology annotation, biological process: angiogenesis; axon guidance; vascular endothelial growth factor signaling pathway. The record is from RefSeq and is a predicted model, not a curated record. The transcript has 18 exons.